UGUUUGGCACUGGACAGUGAUAACCUCCAGGACCAGGACACAUGUCCAGCGGCAACAUCCACAGGGCAACCCAUCUUCAUCAACGGCUUCCCAUGCAAGAGCCCUGCCAACACCAUUGCCUCCGACUUCAAGUCAUCAAAGCUGAGCUUUGCAGGCGACACGGACAACUCUGUCCGCUCGUUGACCACCAUAGAUACUGCUGCUGAGUUUCCGGUCAACGGCCUUGGCCUGGCGGUUGCUAGGACCGACUUAGACGUGGGCGGCCUCGUCAUGCCACACUCCCACCCAAGAGCCUCUGAGUUGUUCUUUGUCAGCAAAGGUGUCGUGAUUGCUGGAUUUAGUGACACCAAAAACCAACUUUUCCAAUCACAGCUUAGAGCAGGUGAUGUCUUUGUCUUCCCAAGAGGGCUUCUUCACUACUGUUUGAACAAUGGCUUUGAGCCUGCCACUGCUUUCUCCGUUCUGAACAGCCAGAACCCCGGUCUGGUUAGCAUCUCCAGCGCCAUGUUUGCGCUCCAUGAUUCAAGCGCCAUUAACAUGUUAAAGAAGAGAUUAAUUUCUCUUUCUUCACUUCAGAUGGAUCGAAUUGCAAAUGCAAGUCUCUUCAGAUCUUAGGCCUGAAGCUUAGGGGCUUUAAGACAAUGGCAUGACUUAAAGACAAGGCUUGAUCAUUGUCUAUUUAGUGUGCUGGUGCAAAAACAUGGCCUUUAGUUGAGUGGUUUUGGUUAUUGAUUUGAAUCUUUACAAUUACCCCGAAUUGAUUUGCUGCUAUCAGUGCUUCAUAUAGUUGUGGCGCUCUAUAUUUUGCCAUUAUUCAUCAAUUUGCUAGCAUUUGCUCAAAUAUGACAUAUAGACAGGAAGAAACCUUUAGUUAAUUGGCCUCAAGAUGGUUGAAAAGAAAGGGAGCCUCUCCCCUGAUCUUUGAGCUUCAAUUGAACCAAUCUACUCCGUACUUGAACUUGAAAGCACGCUUGAGCUUUGUUUGAGGCAUGGUAAAACUGCUAAUCUGUAGACUUUAUAAAGUUAUUAAGCAUGGUAAAGUUUUGAAGCUCGAGAUCUCUGCACUUAAAUGUGUAGACUUUAUAAUGUGGGAUCACUCAAGAGUAUCAACAGGGUUAGAACUGAAUUUGAAUUCAUGCCCAAAUGAUAUUCUCAAGACUUCCAAAAGUGCAGACUUUAUAGUAGGGUUAGAAUUGAACUUGAGUUCAAGACAAAAUGAAAUUCUCUAAUAUUCCUAAGAUUGC
Diospyros lotus (date-plum) is the source of this 1244-nucleotide messenger RNA. Its product is annotated as germin-like protein 11-1. Gene Ontology annotation, molecular function: manganese ion binding. NCBI's taxonomy places the organism in Eukaryota, Viridiplantae, Streptophyta, Magnoliopsida, Ericales, Ebenaceae. Gene Ontology annotation, cellular component: cell wall. The record is from RefSeq and is a predicted model, not a curated record.